Messenger RNA from Drosophila innubila, 1051 nucleotides. RefSeq names its product serine protease 1-like. The record is from RefSeq and is a predicted model, not a curated record. Gene Ontology annotation, biological process: proteolysis. Gene Ontology annotation, molecular function: serine-type endopeptidase activity. The transcript has a single exon. Lineage: Eukaryota; Metazoa; Arthropoda; Insecta; Diptera; Drosophilidae. The coding region runs from base 9 to 833 and encodes 274 amino acids.
CUUUAACCAUGAAGUUGUUACUAGUCAUUCUAGCUGUGAUCGGUUUCUUAGCACUUGAAAUUGAUACAGCUUCGCUUGAACGAAUUCGCUCGUCUUUGAAAGGGCAUUCACGCACUCGGACAAAGGACUUGCCCAAAAACUUCACUAUCCAGCAACGAACCUACAAUGGAGUACCGGCAAACAAAAGAGAAUUCCCAUACAUAGUCUACUUAAGUAUUACUCUCAAUAAUGGAGAUGAUUAUUCGUGUGGUGGUUCCAUCAUUGACAAUUCAUGGAUUCUGACUGCCGCUCACUGCACAGAAGUUGCAGAAUAUAUAGAGAUUUUCUAUGGUUCAACCAAGCCUGGAGUGGGUAUAAUAAGUCACAAAGUCGGCGCUAGUAAUAUUAUUCAGCAUGAGGACUAUGAUAAUGAAAGUCUUGAAAACGAUGUGGCCCUCAUACACACUCCCCAUGUAGAGUUCACCAAACUUAUCGACAAAGUGCAGCUUGCGGAUCGGGACAAUGACUAUGAAGGUUAUUGGAGUGUAGUCAGCGGCUGGGGAGACAUCAAUGAUGAGGGUGAUUCACCAGACGAGCUUCUGUACGCCAAUUUACAAAUUCUCGAAAAAGAUGCAUAUGAAGAACAGGCUGAUCCUGACAUUGUUCUGUGCGCUACUUCAUCUGAAGGAGUAAACAUCGGAAAAGGCGACUCUGGCGGUCCAUUGGUUACUUUUGAGGAUCACAAACUUGUUGGUGUUACCUCGUUUAACUUUGAAUUUAAUGCCUUGCCAGCUUGUUUCAGUCGAGUUAGCGCUUUUCGUGACUGGAUUGAUGAAAACACAGAUAUAGAGUAAAACCAACGAUCUCUUUUUCGCUGAACCAUUUAAAAAUAAUUCAAAAAAUUAGUAGCAAUCUCAGUGGUUUAUUCUUAAAGCAUUGUUGCAAUUAGACAAUAAAUCCAUAAAUUUCUAACUUUUCUAACAGAACUAAAAUAGUAACAUUAAACAAACAGAAUAUCUUUAAUAUAACAAUUAUAAUAAUUAUGAAAAAUAAAUUAAAAUUAAAUAAAUAA